Molecule: messenger RNA, 606 nt
Organism: Dendroctonus ponderosae (mountain pine beetle)
Lineage: Eukaryota; Metazoa; Arthropoda; Insecta; Coleoptera; Curculionidae
Gene: mRpS17
Product: 28S ribosomal protein S17, mitochondrial
Exons: 2
Coding region: 74-553 (159 amino acids)
Biological process (GO): mitochondrial translation
Cellular component (GO): mitochondrial small ribosomal subunit; ribosome
Molecular function (GO): structural constituent of ribosome
Source: RefSeq, a predicted model, not a curated record
AUCAGAAGAAACUUCAAAUGUGUGGGCCAUAACCUGCAAAUUUUAUUAAAAAAUUAUUUUCAGCGAUUUAAUAAUGGCAUUACAGCCGGCAAGUAAAGCGUUUAUGUUACUAGGAGUGUGUGUACCGAGUUUGAAACGGGGCGCCUCCAAAUUCAAGAUCAAAAGGAUGGAAUUAGAUCAAAACCUUAACAUGUAUUUCUCCAAACACGAACUGCUCUACGCCCAUGAUCCUGACAUGGUAUGCAAAACUGGCGACGUCGUCCUAAUAGAGCAACUUCCAAAAAAAAUGACGCGCCUCAUAACGCACAGAGUAAAAGAAGUGAUUUAUCCAAUGGGAGACAUGACCUGCCCUCUAACAGGCAAGAAGAUCGUUGCCAGCAGAUAUCGGGAGAAUAUUCACGAAGUGAACAAAGUAUAUGGUGUGAGACCUGGCGCGUUCAACUACGAUAAGGCACCAGCUAGAGGCUGGCAAGAAGACAAGAAAGACUUCACGCAUCGCGAGACCUACAUUAAAUACCACGACGAUGGUACAGACCAACCAUAUGCCGUAUAAUGUAAUGUGUAGCUGAUACCUCGUAGUUAAUAGAACCUUUUAUUUACAUGAAA